This is a messenger RNA of Vitis riparia (riverbank grape), 1475 nucleotides long. RefSeq names its product COBW domain-containing protein 1. The transcript is spliced from 9 exons. The record is from RefSeq and is a predicted model, not a curated record. The coding region runs from base 52 to 1158 and encodes 368 amino acids. Gene Ontology annotation, cellular component: cytoplasm. Lineage: Eukaryota; Viridiplantae; Streptophyta; Magnoliopsida; Vitales; Vitaceae.
CCGACUGAGGAAAGCGUGAGAGAGGGGAUUUAAUAGAAAUCGAGUGAGAAAAUGGAGGAGGAAGAUGAAGAUCCACCGCUGGCAGUUGAAAUCAACAAAUCAACACCCCCACAAUCCCAAAACGACGACGUUUCAGUGGGCGUAACCGUCAUCACAGGCUAUCUUGGCGCCGGCAAAUCCACUCUUGUUAAUUUUAUUUUGAAUUCACAACACGGAAAGAGGAUUGCUGUUAUAUUGAAUGAGUUUGGUGAAGAGAUUGGAGUAGAAAGGGCAAUGAUAAAUGAAGGGGACAAUGGAGCACUUGUGGAAGAGUGGGUUGAGCUUGCAAAUGGGUGCAUCUGUUGCACUGUCAAGCAUAGUCUGGUUCAAGCUCUGGAGCAACUUGUGCAGAGGAAGGAAAGGCUUGAUCAUAUUUUACUAGAGACCACUGGGUUAGCAAACCCUGCUCCUCUUGCAUCUGUUCUUUGGUUGGAUGAUCAGUUGGAAUCUUCAGUCAGGCUUGAUUCUAUUAUUACUGUUGUGGAUGCAAAAAACCUCCGUUUUCAGCUGAAUUCACAUCAUGGUUCAUCUUCAUUUCCCGAAGCUUUUCUUCAAAUAGCGUUUGCGGAUGUUGUAAUUCUUAACAAGGUUGAUUUGGUUUCUCCAGAGGAAUCUGGAGGUGUUCUGGAGGAACUGGAGAAGGAGAUACAUAACAUUAACUCCCUUGCAAACAUCAUACAUUCUGUUCGGUGUCAAGUUGACUUGUCUAAGAUAUUGGACUGCUGGGCCUAUGAUGCUACACAUGCCACACAUUUAGAAGCAUUAUUAGAAGAAAAUCAAUCUCUAUCAAGCAAGGACCUUCAUGAUAGUAAUGUUCGAACUUUAUGCAUCAGUGAGCCACUGCCUGUUGAUCUUGACAAGGUUCGUUUGUGGCUUGAGGAGAUUCUUUGGGAUAAGAAGUAUAGCAUGGAUGUCUACCGUUGCAAAGGGGUUUUAUGUGUUCUAGACUCAGAUGAACUACAUACAUUGCAGGCUGUGAGGGAGAUAUAUGAGAUUGUUCCAACUCAUAAAUGGAAAAACGAAGAAAAUCAGAUGAACAAGAUUGUUUUUAUAGGUCAUAAUCUGAACGAGGAUGCUCUUACAAAUUCCUUCAGAUCUUGCAUGUCGAUAACCAGUUAGCUUGUAGUGUUUGCAGAACUCCCAGUUGGGCGUGGCUGUCUCAUUCUAUGAAGACAAGAAAUGUAUCAGUGUCAGGAUCAAACAUCUUCUGGGUAGAAUCAGAAUCUUGAAGGCAUGGGAUUCUAGACCCAAGUUACAUCCAAGUUCUAGAUGACUUAACAAUGGGGUAGCAGCUGCCUUUUUUUUUUCCCCUCACUGUUUCCUCUGUAAAUUUCAUUAGUUGGGAGUCAGUUUCUGGGUAGAAACUUGUUACUUAACAUUCAUCUUUCUUUCCUUUGAUUUGAAAUCAAUUUUGGAAGAGGGUAUCGAAGAGGACA